UGAUGCAUUUGCCGCGUUUCUAAACACAAGCAGAAUUCCUGCUUUAAUUAGCUAGCUAGCUGACAGUCUUAAGUUUAAAUUGUACUGCCUGUCAGUUUACCUAAACAGGGAUGGAAGUGAAAACAGCACGACCCUAUUUUUUUGGUGACAUCGGUUUCUGGGCCGAGAGAACAGAGGUCCACAAGGCUGCUUAUGAGGGUGAGGUGUCGAUGCUGCAGGAUUUGAUUUCGAGCGGAGCUUCAGUGAAUAUCGUGGCUGUGGACUCCAUCACUCCUCUUCAUGAAGCAGCUGCUCGCGGACAGACGCAGUGUGUGAGACUUCUGCUGGAUGCAGGAGCUCAGGUUGAUGCAAGAAAUGUGGAUGGCAGCACUCCGCUGUGUGAAGCCUGCUCCAUCGGGAACUUUGAGUGUGUGAGGCUGCUUCUGGAUUAUGGAGCAAAAGUCAACCCAACCCUCACCUCGCGGACCACUUCACCUCUUCAUGAGGCCUGCAUGGGAGGUAAUGCAGACUGUGUGAGGUUAGUGAUUGCUAAAGGUGCGAGUCUGGAGGCAUAUGACCUUUACCAUGGUACUCCUCUACAUGUGGCGUGUGCCAACCGAAAACUCGAGUGUGUCAAGGUGCUAUUAAAUGCAGGUGUACACGUUAAUGCCACUAGGCUUCAUGAGACGCCCUUACAUCACGCCGCCAGGACCAACAAUGUGAACAUGAUUGAGAUGCUGGUGGAAUUUGGUGCCAAUAUUUACGCCCGAGACAAAUAUGACAGGAAGCCAGUGGACUACACAAGGCCAAACACACCCUCAGCGCACUGCCUUCAGCUCUAUGAGAGUUAUCCUCUUUCUCUGCAACAGCUCUGCCGUAUCACUCUGAGGACCGUCCUGGGCACCAAAGCUGAAGAUGUGGUGGCAAAACUGGAUAUUCCCAAUCGUAUUGUCAGUUACCUCUUAUACAGAUGAAGGUGUGCAGACACUGUGGAAAACUUCUUUUUUUUGUUUACCUCAAAUGCACAAAAAACUUAAAUUAUUACAAAUAUAUAACAAAUAUUACUUAUAUCAGCACUUAAGCAUCAAAGGUGGCGUAUAACACUUGUUUCUGUGUGGGGAAAAAACCUUAUAAAAAUCUGUCUUUAUUAACCGUUAACUGGAAGCCGUUUCAUGUAAGACUAAACACAUAUGAGCGUAUUUUGUGCGCAAAAUUGACAAAAAUGUAUUUAUUUAUUAUUCUUAAUUAAGUGUUUUACAUCUGUUUUAGGCCUCUAAAACAGUUAAAGACAAAAUUAUUAGCAUUCCUUUUUUUAAUCUUUUUCAGAUAUUCUCUGAGUGAUGUUUAACAAAGCAAUAACUGUAGUUAAUUAGUGGCAUAAGAUCCAGCCAAAUCAGUCAUGUGAAGGUCUUUGAAAUGACCAAGAAUUAUUAAAAUAAAAUAAAUUGUAUAAUAAUAAUAGUUUAUUUUAUGU
Molecule: messenger RNA, 1453 nt
Organism: Danio aesculapii
Lineage: Eukaryota; Metazoa; Chordata; Actinopteri; Cypriniformes; Danionidae
Gene: asb13a.2
Product: ankyrin repeat and SOCS box containing 13a, tandem duplicate 2
Exons: 6
Coding region: 111-953 (280 amino acids)
Biological process (GO): positive regulation of protein catabolic process; protein ubiquitination; intracellular signal transduction
Molecular function (GO): protein binding
Source: RefSeq, a predicted model, not a curated record